UCUACAGAUUUUUCUCUUAAUCAUAAGUUUAGAAAAAAUGGACAAAUUGAGCAAACCUCAAAUUAUUAUUCAUAGAGAGAAAUCUAUUAAUUUUCAAUUAAAAGACUGUCAAUGGAUCUACAAUUCAGCGAAGUUUAUAGCAAUAGGUGGAAAACCAAAUAUGAAAGGUGUUUUAAACAUUUAUACGCUAGAUGAAGAUGAUAUACAAUGUGUACAAGAGUAUGAAAAGUCAGUUUCAAUUGAAUGUGCAACAUUUCAAUCAAGUCCUAUUGAUAGAAGACAUUUAGCUAUUGGAAAUUAUGAAGGUAGUUUAGAAAUUGUGGAUUUGGAAUAUUCUACCAAAUCAAUAUUUACAGCUAAAGCCCAUCAAGGGUUGAUAUAUUCCAUUGAUGGUAUCGGAGGUUUGGGGAUAGGAUGUGGCGCACCCGAAUUGGUUACAGGCGGAAAAGAUGGUUCAGUGAAAAUUUGGGAUCCUAGAGAAAAGUUACCAGUGGCUAAAAUGGAAUCUGCCGAAGGUACUACAAAAAGGGAUUGUUGGACUGUAGUGUUUGGUAAUGCAUAUAAUUCAGAAGAACGAAUAGUUUGUGCAGGGUAUGACAAUGGAGAUAUUAAAAUGUUGGACUUAAGAGCGAUGGCUUUACGUUGGGAAACCAAUGUAUCUAGUGGUGUUUGUAGUUUAGAAUUUGAUAGAAGAGAUAUUAAAAUGAAUAAACUUGUAGCUACAACAAUAGAGUCAUCAUUUUAUGUAUUUGAUAUCAAGGUCCAACAUCCUGUUAAAGGAUUCGGUUAUUUACAAAAUAACUCUCACAAACAUACAAUAUGGACUGUACGACAUUUACCUCAAAAACGAGAAAUAUUUGCUACGACAGGUGGAAAUGGAACAGUUUACUUAUGGAAAUAUUUAUACCCCGAUCAAAGAUGUAAAAAAGAUUCUGAUGGAGAUUUAAUUACAAAUCCUGGCAAGUUACAAUUGAUUCAAAAUCAAAUAGUAUCUACGCAACCUAUUAAUAACUUUCGAUGGUGUCCAGGUAAAUUAGGUCUUGCACUAUGUACAUCAUUUGAUCAAAAUAUUAGAAUUUUAAUCACUACUAAACUCAAUUUAUAUUGAUUAUAUUUAUUUUGAAAUAUUGAGUUAUA
Daktulosphaira vitifoliae (grape phylloxera) is the source of this 1137-nucleotide messenger RNA. It is a transcript of the gene Wdr92, whose product is annotated as dynein axonemal assembly factor 10. The record is from RefSeq and is a predicted model, not a curated record. NCBI's taxonomy places the organism in Eukaryota, Metazoa, Arthropoda, Insecta, Hemiptera, Phylloxeridae. Gene Ontology annotation, molecular function: ubiquitin binding. The coding region runs from base 38 to 1108 and encodes 356 amino acids. The transcript has 2 exons.